Symbiodinium necroappetens is the source of this 1128-nucleotide messenger RNA. The record is from the annotation of a GenBank genome assembly. Lineage: Eukaryota; Dinophyceae; Suessiales; Symbiodiniaceae.
AUGGGACAGAGUUCCAGCCAGGGCUGCUGCGAAACCAGUGAAACCCGUGAACUUGAGCACGUCAAAGCUGAAGCCAAGGGAACAUCGCCAGAACUUCCCAAAGUGGAAAGCCAGGAAAGUCUGGCGAAUUCUCUGCCCGACGAGUUUACUCCGGUGACCAUUGCCAAGUCGAAAUGUACAGACCGAGACCUCAUGCAGUUGAACGAAGAGUUGGUGCGAGGAGUUCCGCUACGUCAAACUCUACAGUCCUGGGGAGGUCUUUGGCGUUUGAAGCCGGUGGAGAUGGAUCCUGUGCAGCAGGCCCGCAUCUACGAAUUUUCCCGGCAGGUCAGCCGUCUGGACAAGUUCCUGUCGCACGCCUGGCAUACCCCUGGAUGGAGAAAGUUCCUAUCGCUUCUUGUCCAGUCCGGCUCUCCAUUCAUGCUUGCUUGCUGGACUAUAGGCACAGGCCUCGCCUUUGCCCUUUGCAUGCUGGAUGUUCUGCCUUUGUUCUACACCACAAGAACGUGGUCCCAACAACAGGACAUGGCUGUAGGAUGCUGGGUGACGCUGGCCGGCCUGGUGUCGGGAAUCGGAAGCUUGCUGGUUUCUCCAUAUCUGCCUCGCAAUGGGCCGACAUGCUUCCUGGAUUUGGUUUGUGUCCAUCAGACAGACGAAGCCCUUAUGAAGCAAGGGAUCUACAACAUCGGAGGCGUCCUGUCCGUUUCCGCAAACUUGCACGUGCUGUGGAGCGCGCCGUACUUGUCCAGGCUGUGGUGUGUGUUUGAGUUGGCGGCAUAUCGCAAGAUGAACCCUGCUGGAAGGAUUACAAUUGCCCCGCUAUAUCUCGAGAACUUUGCAUGUCAGGUUUUCCUGUGCCUCCAUGCCAUUAGCGUCGUGCUAUCCUUCGGAAGAAUAUUUUAUGAUCUGGGCCAAGUAUUUGUGCUGGCAGUGCUGGGAGGAGCGGGUGUUUGCUCCUUUCCCCUCGCAUACUCGCUGCGGCAACACAGCCUUGAAAGACAGCGACUCCUUUCAGGCUUGGACACCUUUGAGGUAAGGGAGGCUUGGCCUCGGCAAGUAUCAUUUUCGAACAUGUGUAAUUGGACCUGUCUGCGAGAUAAAUACAAUAUGAAUAUACUCUGUAUGUGA